Papilio polytes (common Mormon) is the source of this 2861-nucleotide messenger RNA. Its product is annotated as chaoptin-like. The coding region runs from base 99 to 2804 and encodes 901 amino acids. Gene Ontology annotation, cellular component: extracellular matrix. Gene Ontology annotation, molecular function: protein binding. The record is from RefSeq and is a predicted model, not a curated record. Lineage: Eukaryota; Metazoa; Arthropoda; Insecta; Lepidoptera; Papilionidae. The transcript is spliced from 2 exons.
CUCAGUGACGCUGGAAUGGUACAGUGAAACGGAGCAGUUAUAAUUAAAAGUUUAAUUUUUUAAAUUUUAAUGUAAGUGUUAAACUUACGGAUACCAAAAUGGUCUACAAGUUAAUAAAGUACUUGGCCAGUCUCAGUCUUAUCAUACCGUCAGUUUAUUCUACAAAUGAAUGCCCUGUUGAAGAUUAUGUGGAUGGGUGCAGAUACACAGUAAUCUGCGAUAUUUUUGCUGGUUCUUCUUCACUUUAUACUUGCAAUUCAGUACCGCACAUUAUUUUUAAAAUAAGGCACUCCAGAAGUGAAACUCUAAGUGCAAGUUUCUUUGGUUCAACAAACUUUGACUCGAGAGUGCGUGAAAUUAAAGCCAUAGAUAACGAUUGGAGUAAAAUAGAAUCAUAUGCAUUUAAAUAUUACACAAAAAGUGAAAACGUUGAUUUAUCAUCCAAUCACAUCAAAAUAAUUAAAAAUGAUACGUUCAAAAAUUUUGGUUAUCUGACACAUCUGAAUUUAUCUAACAAUGAAAUCGAAGAAUUAUAUCCCAAUUCUCUGGCGACAAGUUCCAUGCCAGAUUCUGUGCUAGUCGUAUUAGAUUUGUCCAAUAAUCAGCUGAAUAGUUUAGAAUCUGGCGUAUUUAAUAAUUUUCCAAUUCUUAAUACGUUAUUUUUGCAAAAUAAUAAACUCCGAAAUAUCUCAGAUGAUAGUUUUGGUUUGCUAAAAAAUUUAAAGUAUUUAUACAUGCAACAUAAUAUAAUUGAGAUUUUAAACAUGAUAUUAAUAAAUUUGAAAUCUCUAAAAGAAUUAGACCUGUCUUUUAAUAAGCUUAAAAAAAUUUCAGGGUAUGAAGUAAAUCGUUUAAUUGCCUUGGAAAAAUUAAACAUGUCCUAUAAUGCUAUUGAAGUGUUAGAGUCCAAUUGUUUUAAUCAGUCGCCUGACUUGAAUAUCCUAGAUCUAAGUCAUAAUAGAAUAGUAUCUAUAAUAGAUGCAAAAAUGUUUGAGAAUAACAUACAUUUAAAAUAUUUUGACAUAAGUAAUAAUCAGAUAACAACGAUAGAAGAUAAUUCUUUCAAGAAUUGUAAACUAACAUAUUUUAACGUAGAUAGAAAUCUGAUAUCUGGUAAUGUAACAAAAUUUACAUUUCUCGGUUUAAGUUUUGUAACUCAAUUGAAUCUGAAUCAUCAAAAUAUUACUAGCUUGAAUGCAAAUGCUUUCUCUAAUAUAACAAUGUUGGCUUCUUUGAAUAUAAGUUCAAACAGUAUUAGAUACAUUGACAAGGACAGUUUUCAAAACUCUUUUAGCUUACAAAUUUUAGACUUAUCAUAUAAUGAAAUCACAACUUUAGAUUUUGUAAAUAACACCCUGUAUAAUUUAACACAUUUAUAUUUGGGUUAUAAUAAAAUUGUAUUCCUACAAGAAAACUUGUUUAAAAACCAUAACCAAGUUAUAAAACUAGACUUAUCUAUGAACAAAAUAAUAGAAAUCCAACAAAAUUCUCUACCUUUGUUAAAUUUACAAUAUUUAAACAUCACAGGAAACAAUCUUGUUGGGACGAUUGAACAAAACACAUUUAGUCCUGCUAAGUUCUUGAGAUAUCUAGAUUUGAGUAAUUUUAAAAUAAAUAAAAUAAAUGAUAUGGCUUUCAUUGAUCUGCCAGUUUUAGCUCGAUUGAAUCUUUCAGUGAAUGAAAUUGAAUUUAUAGGACCGAAUAAUUUUUAUGGUUUAAACAAUAUGUAUGAUCUAGAUAUUUCAAACAAUAAUAUAAGUGAAAUCAGUUUAAUUAACACAACACUUACAAAUUUGAAAGCUGUGAAUUUACGUAACAAUAAAUUGACGAAACUUACGAACUCACUAUUUAAUGCAAGAAAUGUAAUCUAUCUAGAUUUAUCAUUUAAUAAUAUUUCUAAUUUAAAUGACACGGAUUUUCAGAUGUUUCCCAAUUUGAAAGUAUUAAAAUUGUCUAACAAUAAGAUAAAAAAUUUUAACGUUCCACAAAUCAAUGCAUUGUCAAAUGUAAGUAUCAUUAAUCUUGCCCACAAUCGUAUUUCACAUGUUGACUUAAAAUAUUUCGAGGAGUUGGUAGGUAUAGACUUAAGCAGCAACAAUAUAUCAACAAUAAACAACACUUUUUCCAAGAACGUUGAUCAUUUAAUUCUUGUCGAUUUAAGUAACAAUACUAUUGAAAAUUUACCACCAGGAAUAUUCAACAAUAUGAAAAUAUUAAAGUCACUUAACUUGUCAUCAAACCAUUUGACUAAAUUGCGUUAUGGUAGUUUAAAGGGAUUGCAUAAUACGGAAGUUUUAGACAUUUCAAGAAAUAAUAUUUUAGAAUUUGAUGUGAACGUAUUCCACGAAUGUCAGGCUUUAAAGAAACUUAUAAUCGAUUACAAUAGAAUUAAAUCUGUGGAUGUGGAGAACUUCAGUCACACAUUGUCCAAUCUUACAGUCUUAAGUUUAGGAGGUAAUCCAUUGCAGUGUAAAGAAAUCGUUAGAAAUAUGAAAUCCGGAGUCAAAAGACUAUUAGAAGUUACAUCCAUAGAUAAAGUCUAUCACGAAGAUAAUGUGUAUGGUAUAAAAUGUGGAGACAAUAAUUUCGAAACAACUACUAAACAUAAAAUUGACGAUAACUUGCAAGAUUCCUCCUUAACUAAGGUUGUUUUGAUCUGGUGCUCUGUUUUGUCAAUAUUAAUGAUUGCAAUGGGUAUAACCUUAUUUGUGUACAGAAACAGAAAGUAUAAAAUGUCCAGGCUUCAUUUAAGGCAUUCUUUAGAAAUAAACGGUUCAGAAUGUCCGAAUGAUUUGUUAAGUUAGUUUUAUAAAUGUUAAUCAAAGCCUAAUUUAUCAUCGAAUAAAUCAUUAUAAAGUUUA